Molecule: messenger RNA, 3690 nt
Organism: Oppiella nova
Lineage: Eukaryota; Metazoa; Arthropoda; Arachnida; Sarcoptiformes; Oppiidae
Source: the annotation of a GenBank genome assembly
AUGACUCAUGUCCUGGUCAGCGAAGUGUUGAUCUGGAGUGUCGGCAAAAUAGAUUUGCAACAACUCAGCAAAAGACUUGAAUUAUCCAUAAGACACGCCAUUUGGGACCUGACUCUCGAGUUUAAAAUAUUGAGGGCUUCGCCGAGCAAUGAAAUUGAAUUCUCAAACAUAAUGUCAAAUUCAAUCAGCAUUAGUGAGCCAUCGACUCCCAAAAACGUUGUCAAUGCCUCCAGAGGCCGACGGACUGGUAGGUCAGCCAUUGAGACCCAAAUGAAUCCAUUGAAGCGUUUGGAGAUAUCAAGAGAUAUGUCUUCAUCGGUGCCAAACAUUUUUAAAACCCUUUUGGAGAAGACUAACAAACUGUCGAAUCUGUCGAAUGAGAACUUCUUUAAGUUUCCCGAAUAUAAUAAGAAAAUGUCCGAAAGUCCAAAGCAGCCAACAAUGAGAGUCAACUCCGAACCCAAUGAUAACUACGAGGACUUUAAUACUGAAGAGAUGACUAACUUAUCGUGUGUUUUGAAUCUAUUGGUUAAGCCGUGGCUCGAUUACGGUAAGCAUUUGGAAGUGAUAUCAGUUGUUAAGGAACAGUAUUCGGUGACAAUGAGGCACUCGAUUCCUAAUGUGAUCAAUGAAUUUAAGAAUUACAUCCAAAAUAUGAGUUCCCACACCAUUUUGAAUGGCUUCAAAAAGUCGAGUGAUUUCCUAUAUAUUCCGUGCAAUGAAUUCGAUCUCUUGGACCAAAACGUUGAGUUUGAAAGCAUAACAAAUAUUAUACUUUUGGUUCGACACGAAAAGCUGUGGUCGACCAACAAAUCCAAUGCAGAAAAUAAUUCAUGUUUUGAUAAUUAUUUGCAAACUCGAAACGAAAGACCGAAACUCCGAUUUGCGCCCCAUUUGUGUAAUAUUAACGGUCAGGACAAUAGGGCUCAGACACUGAGUGAACCGACGCCCACGAGACCCGUGUUAGCCAUUAGUAAUUCGAGUCUAAACUCAAACCUUUCCGAAAACAAGAACGUGUCGAUUGACACCCAGACAUGUGUAGCCCCGCGCCAGAAGUUUUUGUUGCUAUACAUUGAGGACAAAGUGAUAACACUUUAUCUGUACAACUGGUCCAAUGAGUACUUAACCAACAUCUGUAAGAACCUGUCGAACAUAGUCUCGUGGCAUAACUCGAGGGGAUCUUUCCUUCAGUCGAUUAUCUCACAAAAGGCCGGAAUCUUUCAGAAUCAGCCGCACAGACGAAGAAACUCUAAUCAAUUCGUUAAUCCAUUUCCAACUACUCUGAAAACAAGGGGUGUGGAUAACGGCGCUAAUCUGACCCAAUAUUUCAAGAAUCAAAAGCAAAGAUUUAAUAGUUUCUCGGCGUCUAUGAACGAGAACAUAGAGCUUCUCAUAAAACACAACAACCCGGUGGCCGCCGCUCAGGAAUAUUCACAAAACAAGAAAAUGUUUCCACAGAAUAAUCGCUCGUUUAGUCUCUCGAAAUCAUUUCUAAACGUCUCUAAUUUGACUCGAAUUGAGUCAACAAAUCUCUCAAAAGUGAAAGACUUAAUCAAUAGAUAUGGAAAGCAAAUUGAAUUGUGUCACACAUAUCAAUCCAAAGAAUUGCAAGAGUUAUCAAAGAUAUGGCACAUUCAGGGAAUCAAACUUCACUUCAAUCCAGUUUUGGAUAAAAUUAUAAAACAAGUCAAACAUAUCGGACGACUCAAUCACUACUGUUUGACACCACUUCUCUUUAGUCCCAAAUGGAGACUAACUGUAUCUCCAGUUAGAGAUCAUUCCUUACAGACUGUGGAUAAUAUGGAAGACAAUCACAAAGAAGUUUUGGUGAAUGAAAAGCAACGUUUAAGGCAUGCGUCGGGCGGUUAUGUUCAGAAAUCAGACGAAACCGACAUUGGUUUUAAUCGGAACAGAAGGUUAAGUGGUCCGCCAGUCAGUGGUCCGGCGCCUAAGACUAAUGCGGAUGAGAGCUGGCAUUUUGCUUCAACAAAUCUCUCAAAAGUCAAAGACUUAAUCAAUAGAUAUGGAAAGCAAAUUGAAUUGUGUCACACAUAUCAAUCCAAAGAAUUGCAAGAGUUAUCAAAGAUAUGGCACAUUCAGGGAAUCAAACUUCACUUCAAUCCAGUUUUGGAUAAAAUUAUUAAACAAGUCAAACAUAUCGGACGACUCAAUCACUACUGUUUGACACCACUUCUCUUUAGUCCCAAAUGGAGACUAACUGUAUCUCCAGUUAGAGACCAUUCCUUACAGACUGUGGAUAAUAUGGAAGACAAUCACAAAGAAGUUUUGGUGAAUGAAAAGCAACGUUUAAGGCAUGCGUCGGGCGGUUAUGUUCAGAAAUCAGACGAAACAGAUAUUGGUUUUAAUCGGAACAGAAGGUUAAGUGGUCCGCCAGUCAGUGGUCCGGCGCCUAAGACUAAUGCGGAUGAGAGCUGGCAUUUUGCUGUCUGUUCCCAUUAUAUUCAAGAAUAUGUGCAAUACUUACAAACACUAGGGUUUGGUGCCAUUCAGAUGAGAUCGCAUAAGAUUACGUCAACAGUUCCGAAGCAGAGAUCAAAUGCAGAAAAUUAUAAACUAAUGAAUAAGACGUUUGCGAACCGAAAGUUCAGUUCAAAGGGUGAAAACGAGCGCUUCUUCUUAAUUAAGUCAUUAUUAGGGGGUUUACUGGUGUUUGAGGUGGGAUUCUGUGAGCCCUACGUCUACAGCCAUUUAUAUUCAUUUGAUGGCAAGAGAUUCGACAUUUGCUCCCGAAAUAAGAGAUCAGUUGACACUUCGUUGUCGCAAACCUUUUUGGAUGAAUUGGAUAAGAUUAAGGUGACAAUGCAUUUGCAUUCAUUCACAUACGACUAUCACUUGAGGACAAUCCACUCGUACAUCUCUGGUCGACAACUCAUAUUCCGCCAGGCAAUGUUGUAUAAUUACAUCAUAAGUCACAACGAAUUGUAUGGAAUGAAAGUCUUUCGCAUGAAUUCUCCCCUUUCUUCCGAAGAUAACAUCGAAUUGACUACAGAGUAUGUAUUGGUGGAGCUAUCGAGCCAUAGAGUGCCCUAUAAGGACACCAAUGACAUCCGACAGGUCGACAACUUUGAUGUCGGAGUUCUUAUAACUCACGACUUCUGCAACAAUAAUAACACACUUUCUCUCAAAUUCUUUGUUCUGUUGACGAGUCAAAGAGAAUUGUUUCCCAAACGGUUUAGCAGUCAUUUCGGUCCCAACUCUAAGGGAUUCUUUAAACCCAUUCGUCUUUAUUCGUCUCAACCAUCGAGUGAAACCCAUUCCCGAAAGAGUAGUACUAUUACUGAUCCCAAUCUGAGUGACGGAUCGUUUACUGACAAUUCAUUUCAAAGCACGAGAGAGAUAACAGUUAGCACUUCCAGUGUAAUGAUCACUAAACCAGUGGACAAAUUCGCGCCCAAAUCCAUACCAUUGUUGUCCACUUCGACCGGCAUUUGUGACGAAGAGAUCACUUAUUUGGGAUACUUUAGCAGCCAUGAGACUAUGAUGUUGCAGAUCCUUCAGGACAGGGCUAACGAGACUCAGACACAACUGACCGAAGCAGUCAAGACCGCGGCCAUCGACUGCCGUCGAGAGCAUCUCUGGACAUGUCUUUUGCCUCGAAAGACAAAUAAUAGCGAAUCAGAUGACACGCACUUAACUAUCACUGAGUUUGACGAACUCUUGAGUUUAGUG